GGCCUAGGUGUGAAUUAAUACUUCGGUGGAAACUAGACCACUGACUGGCAGUGAAUAUCGGAACGCAGCCUGAGAAAGCAUUUUGACAGUGGUUAAUGACAUAAAAUUGUUUUCAUUUCAAAAUUUUUUACAUUUUUUGCUUGUAAUUUUUAAACAAUCCCUGUUUGACAAAUGGAUAUCGGAGAACUAUUAUCUUAUAAACCUCCAAAUACACCGAAACGACCGGCAGCGGGAGAAGAGGAUGACGAAGAUGAUUGGGAGAACCCGAAGAAACCAAAAAGAGUAAUAAAAACUCCAUACCAUGCACGUCAACGGCAGCCCAAAGAAGUUGAAGUAAUAUCAUCCAGGGAUAAUGAACCUCCCACACCUAUCAGGACUACCAUACCCUCAUCAACUCACGAUGUGAUAGAACCGCAACUGACAGAGAAGGAGAAACAAGAUAUAUUAAAAUAUGUAGAAACUGAGGCUCCCGAAGUCGAAGCACUGGAUGAGGCAACACUGAAACGUAUGAUUCUUUUAUUUGAGAAGAGAGGUCUUAGAAAUCAGGAAAUGAGAGUUAAAUUCCCGGAUCAACCAGAGAAAUUUAUGGAAUCUGAGGUGGAAUUGCAUGAAACUCUGCAAGAGCUGCAUAUUGUAGCAACUAAUCCAGAUCUGUAUCAAUUGAUGGUAGAAUUAGGCGCUGUGCCUUCUUUACUUGAAUUAUUAUCUCAUGAAAAUACCGAUAUAGCAGUUGGUGUGGUGGAUCUUCUGCAAGAAUUGACUGAUGUAGAUAUAUUACAUGAGAGUCAAGAAGGUGCAGAUACACUCAUUGAUGCUUUAUUGGAACAACAAGUUUGCGCUCUUCUAGUACAAAAUCUUGAAAGACUUGACGAGGCAGUGAAAGAAGAAAGUGAUGGUGUUUUUAAUACACUUGCUAUUUUUGAAAAUCUUUUGGAGUUUAGACCAGACUUGUGUGCAGAUGCAGGAAAGCAAGGUUUAAUGCAAUGGUUACUACGUCGAAUUAAGACAAAAACACCUUUUGAUGCAAAUAAACUUUAUGCUAGUGAACUUUUGUCUAUACUUUUGCAGCACACACCAGAGAAUAGACUUCUUUUAGGUGACUUAGAUGGAAUUGACGUUUUAUUACAACAAUUAGCUUAUUAUAAGAGACAUGAUCCACAGACUGCAGAGGAACAAGAGAUGAUGGAAAAUUUAUUUAACGUUUUAUGUUCAAGUUUAAUGGCUAUUGUAAAUCGCGAUAGAUUUCUACGUGGUGAAGGUCUUCAACUUAUGAAUUUAAUGUUGAGAGAAAAGAAAAUGUCACGGAAUGGAUCUCUUAAAGUUUUAGAUCAUGCUAUGAAUGGUCCAGAUGGAAAAGAUAAUUGCAGUAAGUUUGUAGAUAUUCUUGGAUUACGAACAAUAUUUCCUCUGUUUAUGAAAACUCCAACAAAAAAUAGAAAAAAGAUGCUUACUGCAGAAGAGCAUGAAGAACAUGUAGUUUCCAUCAUAGCAAGUAUGCUGAGAAAUUGCAAAGGACAACAGCGUCAAAGACUACUUAGUAAAUUUACAGAGAAUGAUUAUGAAAAAGUGGAUCGGUUAAUGGAAUUGCAUUUCAAGUAUCUUGAGAAAGUAGAGGAAGUAGAAAAGAAUGGAAAGGAGGAUGAAGAUGAAGAAGAAUCCUAUUUAAGAAGAUUAGAUGGUGGAUUAUUUAUAUUGCAAUUAGUAGAUUAUGUACUUUUAGAAGCUUGCACUGGCUGUCCACCUGCAGUCAAACAGCGAGUAACAAGAAUCUUGGCACAGAGAAGAGCAUCUCUUAAAACAAUUCGACACAUUAUGAGAGAAUAUGCUGGUAACUUAGGAGAUGUUGGUGAUACAGAAUGGAAAGAAGCAGAACAGCAACAUAUCUUACAAUUAAUUGAUAAAUUUUGAUAUGUAUUUUGUAUGAUAUGUAUAUUGAUGUCAAAAUAUAUCAUUGUAAAUCAUAAUAAGAUUUAGUAACUUUAUAUUGCUAUAUAUAAUGUAUAAUAUAAUAAAGGACAUGUAAUCAUUACACAAAUAUGUAGGUAUGUCAAAAUAGCUAUUAAUUGAGUCUAGCCAGAAAUAAUAUCUUGUCAAAAUCCGAGCGGAAUCAACUGUAUGCGUGUUUCUAUAAAUGCGUAAAUAAAAAUGUAUAUUUUA
Messenger RNA from Formica exsecta, 2157 nucleotides. Its product is annotated as beta-catenin-like protein 1. Lineage: Eukaryota; Metazoa; Arthropoda; Insecta; Hymenoptera; Formicidae. The transcript is spliced from 9 exons. The record is from RefSeq and is a predicted model, not a curated record. The coding region runs from base 172 to 1908 and encodes 578 amino acids. Gene Ontology annotation, cellular component: spliceosomal complex. Gene Ontology annotation, molecular function: protein binding.